AAUCAGGUUGCUGAAUCAGGUCAAUGAACUGAAGGUUGUGUUGCUGAGUUGACCACUUUAAUGAUGGGUCUUGCGGGAGUGCUGUGAGCGAUUGUGUGUUGGAAGGAUGUCUGGCCGUCCAAUUAGUCCUGGGCACGGUCCCAACGUGAACGGGCCGGCUCAGUCCCCGGACAGACCCGGGCUGUUGCCUUUCCCCAGUGGGGUUCUGCAGGAGGUGGGAGGGCAGUUCUACAAGCCUGGUUACAACGGCCUCUCGGCCCAGUAUCUGUUUCCUUUCCCACCUCGGAAGAGCGAAUACGGGCACUGCGAGGCGGUGGCGGGGGAGCCAGCGGCAGUGUCGCACUCCGGCUACUGGUACCCGCUGCCUCCGACCGAGGCGCCCGGAGCCGGCCACUGGCCGCAGAGCCAGCCCCCUCCACCGCUGGCCGGCACCUCGGCCCUCCUCAACCGGUCGGAGAUCAAGACGGAGAAGGAGAGCGGCGGUUUCCCGCAGGAGGCGAGGUACAACUCCCCGGCUCCUUCCUACGGCCACCGGUGGGGUGGCGCCGGCUUCUGGCAGCCUGUCGCCGCCUCCAACUCGUCCCCGGCCGGUGGCUCCGGACAGUCCUACCCCGGUUUCGGCAGCUUCCCUUCGACCCCGCAGAUAUACCCCAGCCCCACGCCGCAGGGAGACUCCGGCCAGCCCGCACCGUCCAACACAGGCUCCACCGGCACCACCAGCGAGGAAGGGCAGUCCAGCGACAGCGAGGAGGAAUAUCCCACCAAAGAGAAAAUGGAACAGUUUGCCAAAGAACUGAAACACAAGAGGAUUACCCUUGGCUUUACUCAGGCUGAUGUUGGAUUGGCUUUGGGGAAUCUAUAUGGCAAGAUGUUCAGUCAGACCACCAUAUGCAGGUUUGAAGCAUUGCAGCUGAGCUUCAAAAACAUGUGCAAACUGAAGCCGAUACUCCAGCGCUGGCUGAAUGAUGCAGAGAACAACGGCAGCCUGCAUGAGAUUUGUAACGUGGAGCAGGUUUUGGAUCAGUCCAGGAAACGUAAGCGGAGGACCAGCAUUGAGAACGGGGUGAAGAAAAACCUGGAGACCUAUUUCAUGAAAUGCCCCAAGCCCACUAGUGACGAAAUCUCCCAGAUCGCAGAAGACCUCCGAUUAGACAAAGAGGUGAUCAGAGUUUGGUUUUGUAACAGAAGACAAAAGGGAAAGAGGAUGACCCUCCCUUGUAUGGAAGAGAACGAUGUACAGAUCCACGAAGGAAGCCCGAUUCGCCUGUCCCCUAGUGCUCUGAUGCCUGAUCCUACUGUAGCCCAAGGAUAUGGUGCAGCCAUGGUGCCACCUCCUAUGUAUAUGUCUCCCUUCCCUCAGCCUCUGCACCCUACCGUCUCCAUGGCCAAUCACAAUAGUUAGAGGAUCAAUUGUAGAAUGCUCUUGAUCUGCUUGUAAGGACACUCGAUUCUAAUGAUACCCUGUGGUUAAAAAGUGCCUGAAUGAUGUCUCUCAACUCUUUCUCGGGUCUAAAAAGUCGAUGGGGGAUUUGUCUGCUCAACUUCAGUGUUAUCUCCUUUUUUGUUUUAAAUCUUUUCCCUGACUGGGUCUGGACAUUAUCAAGCUUCAUUUUAUAUAAAAAUAUUUAAUGGAAAUUGUCUAACUUAUUGUACUGAAUACUUUGCAUUAAGUUUCCCCUCUAAUUUGUUUGUGAAAAUGCAUCUGAAUAUUUUAAUGUUGGUUAUGCUAUUUCUCAAUUGCCAAAUGGGGUAGAACCACUCAAUAAAUACUCCAGGCAAAGGAACUACAGCCCCUACAUUAGUAACUAGGUGGACCAGAAGGGAAGAAAUUAAUAGCAAAUGUUCAGAAUUGCUGAGGAAAUGCUGUGUCCAUCUUAAUGCUUUGGCAGUUCACUUGUCUUUCUGGUUGACUAGUUCCACUUGCUCCUUGAGAUGUAGAGCUUCUCUUUCAUCACAAGGUACCUUGAAGCUGCUGCCUGAUAAGUUAUGGGAGGAAGUUGUUGCUGAAUAGAAGUUUUGAGGUACACUCCUCAAUUCUGAAGGAUUGUGCAAGGCAGUGGAGUCUACUGAAAGUUCUCCAGUGGAAGAAUGCAGUCACUCAGAAGGGCAGAGGAUGGUGGGGGGGUAUAAGGAAGGUGGCAGAGAGACUUGUAAUGGUGACCAGAGCAGGCCUCAGAACAUGAGGCAAGUUGAAACAGAACCUGGGGAUUUAUUUGAAUUGUUCUUAAUUUGAUUUGUUGACUAGAUUGCAAUGGGGGGAAAUGUGUUCUGAAACUUCUAGUUUUCUGUGUUCCAAAUGAGUGAGUAGAUGGACUCUGGGAGUGGUACUAGAUGUGUACAGGCAAGGGGUUGAAGUCUCACAGCCAAAGUGAUUUUUGAUUGACUGAUUUGGAGACAUGUUUUGGAGGACUGCACAACUCUUCAACCUGAGUUUACUGGCCAUGGGUAAUGGUUGGGACCAUGGCUGCAGAUGCUGCGGAAAUGAACAAGGUCGAUUUAGUCAGGUGCUCUUUUGAAGCAAGUUUCUGCUUUUUAUCAGAUGAGCAAGCAGUCUCAGCAAUAGAAAUAAAAUGCUGGAAACACUCAACAGGUCAGGCAGCAUCUGGAAAGAGAAACUGUUAAAAUUUCAGGUUGAAGACCCAUUGUGAGACCCCAUUUCUUUUUACAGAUGCUGUCAGAUGUGUGUUUUAAGCAUUUUUUUGUAUUUCCAGAAUCUGCAGUUAUUUUGCUUUCCUGACAGCAGUUUUGAAGUUAGUGCAGUUGAUGUGGAAAGUGAAGAAUUUGGCCAUCUGGCAUGCUUUAAGUUGCAGUAACCAUAUUCGUCUUGCCACUUUUCCUCCCCUGAGAAUUGCAUUUUAUCACUGAAUGUUGUGGGGUGGGAGUUGGGGAUGGUGGUGUUGGGGUGACUUCUGGAAGGGACUGAAAUCAUGUCAAAUACUGUGAAGAAGCAAGGAGACCAAGAUGGUGCGUCACUUUGGGACUGAAAUCUAAACAUUGGGGAAGGUGGGGGGCAGUGGUGGCUGCAUGGUGGUGGGAGAGGGGGUCAGUGUUAGGCCAAAUAGGUGGGAAAUGAUCAGUAGUGGACAUUGGAUGAAUCUGUAACUAAGGAAGGGGAAGCUUGCACUGGUCGAAGGCAGGUUUGUCUCCUGUAAGGUGGUAAGAACAAUGAUGAUAAGCUUGCCGGUAAAGCGGAAAUGGUGAGCAAUAUCCCUUGAAACUGUUGGCAAUCUCCAAGGAACAGUUGGGUAGUCAAGAGUUGGGUUUGGUGGGAGGAGGAGAGGGCUAAUGGUUUUUAGCAUUUUGGCUUUGAAGUUGUGAAAUAUUUGUAUUGAGUGUGAAUCCAACAGUUUUUAAGUUGGAUGAUUGGCCAUUGAUUAUAGCACUGAUACUUUUAGAAGAUCUAGCAUUAAGCUAACUGCCAUAAUGCUUGGGUUCAUGCCCACUUUGAGGCAGAGUUAACUAGAGCUAUAAGAUGUGUGGAUGUUGGGGUUAAGGUGUGAUGCAGGUGAAAUGUAAUAAAACUGUUCAGUGGGAAGUAGGGAUUGGGUGGGAUGUUGUGCUGUACUCAGUUAUAUCAACUGGGUGUAACUAAUGACCUCUGUUUUGCUGCUGCUUUUAAUACUUGAUAUUAUGUAGCCUUUACCCAUAAUGUAAAUGUAUUUAACAUGUGAAACACUGCAAGGGUGGCCACUCUUGAUGGGUAACUUGGCCAGAGUUGAACACAUUGCCAUCACAAGGCAGUGGAAGAGUUGCAUGAUCAUUGGUCUACCUGGGCAGGAACAAGGAGCUUGCUCCCCACCUCAUCCCAACUCUUCUGCCACUGAGUUUCUGCCUUCAGUCUAGUUACUGUUCUUGUGACUCUUUCAGCCCCCAAUUCUUUUGGGAUCUUGUCUCAGAUUUCCACUCUUGUAUAUUCUUCACUUUCCCAAUCAUAAGUUUGACCAUCCUAGCCCUGACCUCUGAUCUGGAUUCUCUCCCUUUUUUUAAUGUUUUAUUUUAAAACAUUUUAGAUACUCUUAAUACCUCAUGUAAAUGUAACAAUUUAAACUCUUAGUGAAUCUGCAUUUUAAAGGCCAGCGUAUCCUUCCUGAGGUACAACAUUCCAGAUGUGGUUUGACCAAGGCUCUAUGGCUGAAACAUUGUGAUUCAAGAGAGGCCAACUUUUCAUUAAUCUUUGCACAUGAGCACCAGUUUGUAUAGUGGAGCCCUUUUUUUUUGCAUUUGUUGCUGGAAAAGGAUAUUCUCAAUUUAUUGGAAAGUCACUCACCUCUCUUCCCCACCUUUUAAUAGCUCCAUUUAUAUUCCAUUUGUUUUUGCAUUGCAGCCUCUCGCCCUCAUCUUUGCAACCUGCAUUGCUACAAGUUGGGAUGUCCAACUCCUUGAGUCACUAAUGCAUGCUGCGGGGGGGGGAGAAAGGUUUGGGGUCUCAUUGCAGGAGAAUACCAUGUGUUAUGUUUCUUUAGCAGUUACCUUUGCUUCCCAAAUGCCCAGGCCAGGUUCCUGUUUGCCUGAAUAUCAUUGACAUCAGUUUCUGCACCUUGUUAGUAACCUAAACACAAAAUGGCAACUUGGUGAAUUAAGACUAUCUGCAACCAAGCCUAUUGCAUUUAAUACCCGAGUGUAGAAUACAUUGGGUCUUUGAUUCUGUGCACUCCACUGCUGGGAACAGAAUUGGCUCCAAACUGAGGGAUAAGCAGAUCUUGCCCUCUGCAGAUCGUUCACAGCCACCUGGAUCAAACUGUGUGGGUGCAUCCUCUAGUUGCUGACAGCCUAAUAGCAGCAGUGGGGCCUGACUUCUGGGUGCAUGAAACAAUGCCGGAUAAAGCCUGCCUGCAACUGUGAAAGAAAACAUUAUUGUAAGUAUACUAUUGUAUUAUAAGAAACCUGAAAUGGAAACUGCAUUUAUCAGCUAAGUAUUUACUUUGUGCAAUACCUAUAUCAACUGAUCUUGCCCUCAGCCUUUUUUAAACUUCGGAUGUUUACCAUAUCUGACAAUAAAAUUUUUAACCAAUG
Molecule: messenger RNA, 5013 nt
Organism: Pristis pectinata (smalltooth sawfish)
Lineage: Eukaryota; Metazoa; Chordata; Chondrichthyes; Rhinopristiformes; Pristidae
Product: POU domain, class 5, transcription factor 3-like
Exons: 5
Coding region: 107-1402 (431 amino acids)
Biological process (GO): regulation of transcription by RNA polymerase II
Molecular function (GO): RNA polymerase II cis-regulatory region sequence-specific DNA binding; DNA-binding transcription factor activity, RNA polymerase II-specific
Source: RefSeq, a predicted model, not a curated record